GGUUGAUCCAUUUGAAACCCUUGUCCACUUCGCUAUGGCUGGGCAUCUGAGUUACCAUGGCUCAAAUUGAAAUUAUUCCAUGCAAGAUCUGUGGAGACAAGUCGUCAGGAAUCCAUUACGGCGUCAUUACGUGUGAGGGCUGCAAGGGCUUUUUCAGGAGAAGUCAGCAAAGCAAUGCCACCUACUCCUGUCCUCGUCAGAAGAACUGUCUGAUUGAUCGGACCAGUAGGAACCGCUGCCAGCACUGUCGGCUGCAGAAAUGUCUCGCCGUGGGGAUGUCCCGAGAUGCCGUGAAGUUCGGGCGGAUGUCCAAGAAGCAGAGGGACAGCCUGUACGCCGAGGUGCAGAAGCACCGGCUGCAGCAGCAGCAGCGUGACCACCAGCAGCAGCCCGGGGAGGCUGAGCCCCUCACGCCCACCUACAGCAUCUCGGCCAAUGGGCUGACGGAGCUGCACGAGGACCUCAGCGGCUACAUGGACGGGCACACCCCCGAGGGCAGCAAGGCCGACUCGGCCGUCAGCAGCUUCUACCUGGACAUCCAGCCCUCGCCUGACCAGUCGGGGCUGGACAUCAACGGGAUCAAACCCGAGCCCAUCUGUGACUACACACCAGCAUCCGGCUUCUUUCCCUACUGUUCCUUCACCAACGGAGAGACCUCCCCGACCGUGUCCAUGGCAGAGCUAGAGCACCUUGCGCAGAACAUAUCCAAAUCCCACCUGGAAACAUGCCAGUACUUGAGAGAAGAGCUCCAGCAGAUCACGUGGCAGACCUUCCUGCAGGAAGAGAUUGAGAACUACCAGAAUAAGCAGCGGGAGGUCAUGUGGCAGCUGUGUGCCAUCAAAAUCACAGAAGCGAUACAGUACGUGGUGGAGUUCGCCAAACGCAUCGACGGGUUCAUGGAGCUGUGUCAGAACGAUCAGAUCGUGCUUCUCAAAGCAGGUUCACUGGAGGUGGUGUUCAUCAGAAUGUGCCGUGCCUUCGACUCUCAGAACAACACCGUGUACUUUGACGGGAAGUACGCCAGCCCUGAGGUCUUCAAGUCGCUAGGUUGUGAAGACUUCAUUAGCUUUGUGUUCGACUUUGGGAAGAGCUUGUGUUCUAUGCACCUGACCGAGGACGAAAUUGCAUUGUUUUCUGCAUUUGUGCUGAUGUCAGCAGACCGCUCGUGGCUGCAGGAGAAGGUAAAAAUUGAAAAGCUGCAGCAGAAAAUCCAGCUGGCUCUCCAGCAUGUCCUGCAGAAGAAUCACCGGGAAGACGGGAUUCUAACGAAGUUAAUAUGCAAGGUGUCUACACUGAGAGCCUUAUGCGGACGACACACAGAAAAGCUAAUGGCAUUUAAAGCAAUAUACCCAGACAUUGUGCGACUCCACUUUCCUCCGUUAUACAAGGAGUUGUUCACUUCAGAGUUUGAGCCAGCCAUGCAGAUUGAUGGGUAAACGUGUCACCCGAGCCCCGCUACAAUGUCCGAAGUACAAAUGCGAAAAACGGAAACGAAACAAAAAUUAACCAAGACACUUUCUACGGCCCUGCACCAGCCCCGGCGCACCAACACACUGCACAUCUUUUGGUGACCGGGGUCAGGCAGAGGAGGGGAAACAAUGAAAACAAAUAAAAGUUGGACUUGUUUUUCUCAUGCAUACGAUUUCCAUUCUGCCUACAGAUACGGACCCUUUUUCUGUCACAACUUCUUGAGCGUUGGCCUGUUUACAAGGAGGAGGGUACUAAAGCCGGAGGAUUUCCUUUUCUUGCAGCUCACUGCCCACAGACUUCCUGCAGAGAUCCUGGCGGUGGUCGGUGACGGGUGUGCGUGGCGAAGGUGGCAGCGUCACUCAGCCUGCCCUUUGUCUCACGAAGGAAGUUUUUUUUUUUUCUCCCACCGAUGGUUGCCAGUGAGCGGGAUGGCAGGAAAAGGGUCCACAGCACUAACAACAAUAGCAUUACAAUAUAUUACAGGGUAAAUGGGCAUGAAGACUAUAUAUAACUAAAAGAGAUAUUGUUUAUAUAUUGUUUUAAUUAAUAUAAAAUGUAGUUAUUACUGGUGUAGCUUUUCCUGUUGAAUUGAUAAGGCACUUUCAUUUUGCACCUUUUUCUUUAAAUUAAAUGCUAGCGUGUUCACUGUUGUGUCGCAUGCGCCGGAGACACAGGUGUGGCUGAGAAGGCUCGGAAGGUACGUCGGGAGGUGUUUAUGCUGCUGCUUACGUAAUGACUUUUAAAAGACUGGCUGGUCAUAUCUAGAAAUCAACAUGUUGGAUUUUUUUUUCCCCCACACUUGAAUUUGAAAUUCAAAACAGAAUUCUCCC
Messenger RNA from Octodon degus (degu), 2300 nucleotides. It is a transcript of the gene Rora, whose product is annotated as RAR related orphan receptor A. Gene Ontology annotation, biological process: regulation of transcription by RNA polymerase II; negative regulation of inflammatory response. Gene Ontology annotation, cellular component: nucleus. The transcript has 10 exons. Gene Ontology annotation, molecular function: RNA polymerase II cis-regulatory region sequence-specific DNA binding; nuclear receptor activity; zinc ion binding. NCBI's taxonomy places the organism in Eukaryota, Metazoa, Chordata, Mammalia, Rodentia, Octodontidae. The record is from RefSeq and is a predicted model, not a curated record. The coding region runs from base 57 to 1436 and encodes 459 amino acids.